Hippopotamus amphibius kiboko is the source of this 3403-nucleotide messenger RNA. RefSeq names its product component of inhibitor of nuclear factor kappa B kinase complex (gene CHUK). Gene Ontology annotation, biological process: tumor necrosis factor-mediated signaling pathway; peptidyl-serine phosphorylation; positive regulation of transcription by RNA polymerase II. Gene Ontology annotation, molecular function: ATP binding; IkappaB kinase activity. The record is from RefSeq and is a predicted model, not a curated record. The transcript has 21 exons. Gene Ontology annotation, cellular component: cytoplasm; IkappaB kinase complex. Bases 57 to 2291 code for a protein of 744 amino acids. Lineage: Eukaryota; Metazoa; Chordata; Mammalia; Artiodactyla; Hippopotamidae.
CCCGGAACCGGCCUCAGAACAGUGGCUGAACCUGAGGCCGCAAGCCCUCCCGCCCCAUGGAGCGGCCCCCGGGGCUGCGGCCGGGCGCGGGCGGGCCCUGGGAGAUGCGGGAGCGGCUGGGCACCGGAGGCUUCGGGAACGUUUGCCUGUACCAACAUCGGGAACUUGAUCUCAAAAUAGCAAUUAAGUCUUGUCGCCUGGAGCUAAGUACCAAAAACAGAGAACGGUGGUGCCAUGAAAUCCAGAUCAUGAAGAAGUUGAACCACGCCAAUGUUGUAAAGGCCUGUGAUGUUCCUGAGGAAUUGAAUUUUUUGAUUAAUGAUGUGCCUCUUCUAGCAAUGGAAUAUUGUUCUGGAGGAGAUCUCCGGAAGCUACUCAACAAACCAGAAAAUUGCUGUGGACUUAAAGAAAGCCAGAUACUUUCUUUACUGAGUGAUAUAGGAUCUGGGAUCCGAUACUUGCAUGAAAACAAAAUUAUACAUCGUGAUCUAAAACCUGAAAACAUAGUUCUUCAGGAUGUUGGUGGAAAGAUUAUGCAUAAAAUAAUUGAUUUGGGAUAUGCCAAAGAUGUUGAUCAAGGAAGUCUGUGUACAUCUUUUGUGGGAACAUUGCAGUAUCUGGCCCCAGAGCUCUUUGAGAAUAAGCCUUACACAGCCACUGUUGAUUAUUGGAGCUUUGGGACCAUGGUGUUUGAGUGUAUUGCUGGAUAUAGGCCUUUUUUGCAUCAUCUGCAGCCAUUUACCUGGCAUGAGAAGAUUAAGAAGAAGGAUCCAAAGUGUAUAUUUGCAUGUGAAGAGAUGACAGGAGAAGUUCGGUUUAGUAGCCAUUUACCUCAACCAAAUAGCCUUUGUAGUUUAAUAGUAGAACCCAUGGAAAACUGGCUACAGUUGAUGCUGAACUGGGAUCCUCAGCAGAGAGGAGGACCCAUUGAUCUUUCCUUAAAGCAGCCAAGAUGUUUUGUAUUAAUGGAUCACAUUCUGAAUUUGAAGAUAGUACACAUCCUAAAUAUGACUUCUGCAAAGAUAAUUUCUUUUCUGUUACCACCUGAUGAAAGUCUUCAUUCACUACAGUCUCGUAUUGAGCGUGAAACUGGAAUAAAUACUGGUUCUCAAGAGCUUCUUUCAGAGACGGGAAUCUCUCUGGAUCCUCGGAAACCAGCCUCUCAAUGUGUUCUGGAUGGAGUUAGGGGCUGUGAUAGCUAUAUGGUUUAUUUGUUUGAUAAAAGUAAGACUAUAUAUGAAGGACCAUUUGCUUCCAGAAGUUUAUCUGACUGUGUAAAUUAUAUUGUACAGGACAGCAAAAUACAGCUUCCAAUUAUACAGCUGCGCAAAGUAUGGGCCGAAGCAGUGCACUAUGUGUCUGGACUAAAAGAAGACUACAGCAGGCUCUUUCAGGGACAGAGAGCAGCAAUGUUAAGUCUUCUUAGAUAUAAUGCUAACUUGACAAAAAUGAAGAACACUUUGAUCUCAGCAUCUCAGCAACUGAAAGCUAAAUUGGAGUUUUUUCACAAAAGCAUUCAGCUUGACUUGGAAAGAUACAGUGAGCAGAUGACUUAUGGGAUAUCCUCAGAAAAAAUGUUAAAAGCAUGGAAAGAAAUGGAAGAAAAGGCUAUCCAUUAUGCUGAGGUGGGUGUUAUUGGAUACCUGGAGGAUCAGAUCAUGUCCCUGCACACUGAAAUCAUGGAGCUGCAGAAGAGCCCCUAUGGACGACGUCAGGGAGACUUGAUGGAAUCUCUGGAACAGCGUGCCAUUGAUCUAUAUAAGCAGUUAAAGCACAGACCUUCAGAUCACUCCUACAGCGAUAGCACGGAGAUGGUGAAGAUCAUUGUGCAUACUGUGCAGAGUCAGGACCGGGUUCUCAAGGAGCUGUUUGGUCAUUUGAGCAAGUUGUUGGGCUGUAAGCAGAAGAUUAUUGAUCUACUGCCCAAGGUGGAAAUGGCCCUCAGUAACAUCAAAGAAGCUGACAAUACUGUCAUGUUUAUGCAGGGAAAGAGGCAGAAAGAAAUAUGGCAUCUCCUUAAAAUUGCCUGUACACAGAGUUCUGCUCGGUCCCUUGUAGGAUCCAGGCUUGAAGGUGUAACCCCUCAGGCAUCAGCAUGGCUGCCCCCAACUUCAGCAGAACGUGAACAUCCUCUGUCAUGCGUGGUAACUCCUCAAGAUGGGGAGACUUUAGCACAAAUGAUAGAAGAAAAUUUGAACUGUCUUGGCCAUUUAAGCACUAUUAUUCGUGAAGCAAAUGAGAAACAGGGCAAUAGUAUGAUGAAUCUUGAUUGGAGUUGGUUAACAGAAUGACUUGCCAUAUACUGACUAUCCCAAACCUAUGAAGUUGUUGCUACACACAUUGGAAAUUUGUUUUACUCCUAUGAAACCAUUCUUCAGACACCAGUCAAUGGAAGAAAUGACUGUGACCAGAAACUACACGAUUUCACAGCACAACAUUUUUACUUUGGGUAAUUUUAACCUCUGAACAGAUAGAAUUUAAUGAGUCACUGGACUUGUUUAAAUACUACAGCUACUUAGGAGCAUCAUUGAUAUCUAUCUUCAAACUUUGUAAAACAUUACUUAUUUAACUUGACUAUUUUUUAACAUUUAACUUUUGGGCAUAGGCCAAAAUAAUGUAUACAGAGAUUUCAACCCCAAAUGCACAUUUGAUUGUAUCCCUUUCCUACAGAAGGGAUUGUGCAUUUGUGCCUUUAAUACCAAUCGAUUCUUUCAGAUCUUAAGUGUGCCAUGUGUAUAUGUAUUUAAGAUGUACAUUUAAUAAUAUCAAAGAGAAAAUGCCUGUUAAUUUAUAAUGUAUUUGAAAGCUUAUCUGUGUUGUCAUUUGUAAAAAUGGGUCUUUUGUUUAAGAAACCUUUCAUGUCUUGUCAUAUAAAGAUUUGCACUCCUUAUCUGUAAUUCCAAAAUCCAAAAAGCUCUGAAAACAAGGUUUUUCAUAAGCCUGGUGACAGAAUUCAUGUUCUUGCACAUCCAAUGUGAACUGACAUUGAAUCUGUCCCAUUUAGUGUGAUUUUUUUUUUUUUUUUUUUGCUGCAGAAAUAUUAAUGUGUUUGAUUAUUUGGGGGUCGGGUGCUGCCACAGACCCUGCCUGGGGUUUAUGUAGCAUGGUAUAUGCACUGAAUUACCUUUUUACCUUUCUAAAAUCUGAAAAUUUUAUAAUUCUGAAACACCUGGCCCCAAGGGUUUCAGAUGAGAUUGGGCAUGUUUGGUGUGGUAUGGCUGUAGGCAGGGUUUCAGAUAAAGGAUUGUGGAUCUAUCUGUUAAAUAAUUUACAAGGUAUUACUUGUUUAAAAAAAAUGUGAAAUGCUUUUGUAUUCUAGAUGGUUUUUCACUGUGUAUUAAAUAGUUUUUAAAUUAAUUUUUGAAUCUCUAUUCAUUAAAAUCAGAUUAUAAUAGAAUAAUUG